Adineta ricciae is the source of this 2052-nucleotide messenger RNA. NCBI's taxonomy places the organism in Eukaryota, Metazoa, Rotifera, Eurotatoria, Adinetida, Adinetidae. The record is from the annotation of a GenBank genome assembly.
AUGACAACCAUUCUACUUAUUGUGUUACUUUCUUUAUCACGGAACAUUGAUUCUCAAUUAAUUCCAUUGAGAUUCGAUUUAAUAAUUGACCAUUUACAUCAAUACCAAAAUCUUUCGUUCUUUCAUUUGGGUAAAGAUGUGCAGUACCAUUUGCUGCCUGAUCAAAUGUUAGAAUAUACGUCUUUGUUUCUAAUGGACAACACGACUAGUCCAUGUGACCGAGAUUUUGAAUUGAUUCUUCGAAGUGCCAUUGAAAAGGAAAUCUGGGCGAUGAAAGUUCUCGAUGCUUGGGGAAAACCAUUGCCCUCUGGUUUUCUCAAGGGAAACACCUAUUGGAUAGGCAACUACGAUGAAUGUGUGCAACUCAUGUAUAAUUCAGUAAAUAAGUCUUUCAUACCUCAACCGUUCAAAACGCAACAUUGUACUUUCUCGCCAAAAGUGCCAUUGACUUUUGGUAUUUGCGUUCCAUCGUCAUGCAACCGACAAGGAGUUGUCUCUUUAAUUAAUACAUUAUUUAAAAACAUGAGUAUUGCGACGAAUAAUCUUGUCUGUUCAAAUGAUCUACCGAAUGGACAAAAAGGUUUUACCAAUGGAGCCAUAGCAACUAUCAUUAUUCUUUCACUUCUAUGUUCACUUGUUCUUCUUGGAACAAUCGUGGAUCUUAUUUCGAUGUCGAAAAUGAGCAUGAGUUAUCAUUUGAUUGAUAAUACCGAAAUGAAUAUUCAAUCCAAGUCACGGCUGAUAUUUUUUUCUGAAUUUUCUGCAAUGAAAUCAAUUCGUCGAAUCUUUACACUUGAAGAAAAAUCCUCCGACAACAGAAAUGAAUCAUUCGUAUUUAUUAAUGGUAUUCGAGUAUUAUCUUUGUUUUUGAUAAUUAUGGCUCAUUCUUUACUUUUCGGUUUGUCCUAUACAAGUAACAUGAUCGAUGUUAUGGUGGCAAAACGUAGUAUAUUUUUCCAAUUGAUAUCCAGUGCUCAAUAUAGUGUUGAUACAUUCUUUGUUCUAAGUGGAUUUUUGACUGCAAUCUCAUUUAUUCGUCAAGUGGAAAAGGAGAAGAAACUUUCGUUUCGAUUGAUGAUUCUUUAUUAUAUUCAUCGAUAUAUUCGAUUAACACCAACAUUUCUUUUGGUGGUCCUUAUCAGUAUCAAUCUAACACCGUAUUUUGGAAAUGGGCCAAUGUAUCCAGUUGAACAAGGAUUUGAAUCGAAAGGUUGCCGAACACAAACUUGGUGGACAUCACUUGUUUAUCUAGGCAAUCUAGUACGACCUGAUGAGAUGUGUCUGAAUAUUGCAUGGUAUCUUCAUAAUGAUAUGCAAUUUCAUUGGAUAGCGCCAUUAACUUUAAUUCCAUUUAUUCACGGACGAAAGUUUCUAUCAUUUUUAAUUGCUGUCGCUUUUAUUUUCAUUACGAUUAUCUCAACAUUAUCGAUUCUUCUGUAUUAUCCAAAUAUGUCACUCAAUGAGCCAACUGGUAGAGCACAUAAUGAUGGGCCGAGUUUUUAUAGUACCAUUUAUAUUAAGCCCUGGUGCCGUAUAUCUGCAUAUGCUAUUGGACUUCUCACUGGAUACACUACUGUCAUAACCGGUCGGCAAUAUCAAAUGAAGAAACGCUAUCAACUGCUCGGAACCAUUAUUAGUCUGGCUUUUAUUUCCAUAUGUCUCUUUGCGUCUUAUCCUGACAGCAUUCAUGUACCUGGUCUAAGUCGAUCCGAGAGUGUUACAUAUGUGACUUUCUCACGGACCCUCUGGUCAAUUGCUAUUGGUUGGUUAUUAUUUCUAUGUAGUACAAAUCAAGGUGGAAUAGUCAAUAAGAUUCUUUCUUGGCCCAUAUGGUUUCCAUUUGCACGACUUAAUUAUUCAUGUUAUUUGAUUCAUGCGACAAUUAUUUAUAUGAUGAUAUUCAAUCAGACUCGCCCUUUCUAUUAUCAAGGGUAUCUUUUUAUGAACAAUUUUAUUGCGCAGAUAUUUCUCAGUUACUUUGCAGCUAUUUUUGUAUCGACUUUUUUCGAAACACCAUUUUUUAUUAUCGAGAAGAAACUAUUUAAACGUUAA